Molecule: messenger RNA, 275 nt
Organism: Teleopsis dalmanni
Lineage: Eukaryota; Metazoa; Arthropoda; Insecta; Diptera; Diopsidae
Product: heterochromatin protein 1-like
Exons: 1
Coding region: 51-275 (74 amino acids)
Cellular component (GO): nucleus
Source: RefSeq, a predicted model, not a curated record
AUUUGGAGUACAAAAAUAAAUCUGAUGAUUCCCUCUGGGAUGAGCUACAAAUGAUGAAUCAUAUGUAUCCAGUAAAUCCCUUUGAAAAUGGAGCAGUUGCUGAAAGAAUUAUAGCUGCUUCAGACACAACUGGAGUUUUAUCCUUCAUUAUUAAAUUUAAGAAUAUUGAACAUCCACUAUUAGUUCCUGCAUACAUAGCGAAUACAAAUAUUCCACAAAUGGUCAUACAAUUCUAUGAGAAACGUGUAUCAUGGAGUUCUAUGAGUGAUGAAUAA